UGUUUGUUGGAUCGCCAGCUGUCAGCCAGCACUCACUCACUCACUCACUCCCAUACUCUUGAAUGCUGCAGCCGCUCACUGCGCCGUGCUGCAGUGAGGCAGCAUUUACUUCAGCCCGAGAAGAGGGGAGGGAGAUGAAUGAACAGCACAGACCGAGCUGGGAAUGAUGACGUGAUGGGAGGAGAGGAAGUGCUGGGAAAGAGGGAAGCUGGGUUGGAUGAAGGGAAGGGAGGGGAAAAGAUGAUGUCAAACUGAAACACAAUCUGCCUCUCCGCUGCUCCUCCUCAACUUUGCGCACACCCGUAAACACACGGAGGAGCCGUCCUGCUCGCACACGUCCUGCCAAACAUCUCCCGCUCGGCUUCCUGCUGCUGAUCGGAGGGAAGCAUCGUUUCAUGUCAGGACCGAUAUGACUUGAAGGCAGGUUUUGAGGGACUUAACGCAGCAAGAAUGAUUUCUGUUCCACGCAUUUGGAGUCUGUGAUUCGAGCUGUGGACUGAAGUGGAUGACGCCUGUUGAUCUGGCCAUAAAUGCACCACUGGUGCAGGGUAAGAGGAAGAGGGAGCCCUGCGUCAGAGUUUUAGGAUGGCCAGUGAAGGCUCCACUCUUCCCAGUCCUGUCGUCCGCCAAAUUGACAAGCAGUUCUUGAUCUGCAGCAUAUGUCUGGACCGCUACGAAAACCCCAAAGUACUACCCUGCCUGCACACCUUCUGUGAGAGGUGCCUGCAGAAUUACAUCCCAGUCCACAGUCUCACUCUGUCGUGCCCUGUGUGCCGCCAGACCUCCAUCCUUCCGGAGAAGGGUGUGGCGGCAUUGCAGAAUAACUUUUUUAUCACCAACCUGAUGGACGUGCUUCAGCGGGCCCCAGACAGCUGCAGCCAGGAGGCCGCCGUUCUCAACAACAUCACCGCCGUGGCCACAGGCCAGCUGCUCUCCUGCCCCAACCAUGGAGGCAGUGUAAGAGCCACUCACCCAGUCUGCACAGGCAUAAUUACCUCCAUAAUCAUGGAGUUUUACUGUCCUCCGUGUGAAACGGCCAUGUGUCAGGAGUGCACGAGCGGCGAGCACGGGGAGCACCCCACCGUGCCCCUCAAAGACGUCGUAGAGCAACACAAGGCCUCGUUGCAAGACCAACUAGACGCCGUCAAGAAGAGGCUACCAGAGAUCGACUCCGCCCUGCAGACGCUGUCGGAGAUUCUGCAGCAGCUGACCAAUCAGAAGAGCUCCAUCGAAGACGACAUCCAUACCACUUUUGACGAGCUGCAGAAGACCCUCAACGUGCGGAAAAGUGUGCUCCUCAUGGAGCUGGAGGUCAACUACGGCAUCAAGCAGAAGGUGCUCCAGGCCCAGCUGGAUACGCUGCUGCAGGGCCAGGAGGGCAUCAACAGCAGCUGUAACUUCACCGAGCAGGCCCUGAGCCACGGCACCGAGGCCCAGGUGCUGCUGGUGAAGAAGCAGAUGGGCGAGCGUCUGGUGGAGCUGGCCAGCCAGGAGCUGCCCCUGCAGCCCGGAGAGAAUGACCAGCUGGACUUCCUCGUGGAGACAGAGGGACUGAAGAAAUCCAUCCAUAAUUUGGGCACUAUCGUGACCACAAACGCGGUGGCCUCUGAGACUGUGGCGACGGGUGAAGGGCUACGGCACUGCGUGGUGGGAGUUCCCACAUCCAUCACCAUAACCACUAAGGACAAAGACGGGGAACUGUGCAAGAUGGGCAACGCAGCCAUCACUGCUGAGAUCUCCUCACCCGACGGCAGCAAAAGUGACGGGGAGAUGCUGGACAACAAGAAUGGCACCUAUGAGUACCUAUUCUCUGCCGCUAAGGAGGGCACCUAUAAUCUGUCACUGCGUUUAUACGACCGACACAUCAAGGGGAGUCCCUUUAAGAUAAAGGCCACAAAAGCCAUCGACGUGUCACCGACUUCAGAUGGCUCGAAGAAGAGGCUGAAGUCCCCCGGCAGUGGGCACAUCAAGCAGAAAGCCUUCAAAAGGCCGGCAAGCAUGUACAGCACCGGGAGGAGAAAAGAGAACCCCAUUGAGGACGACCUCAUCUUCAGAAUCGGCACAAAAGGGAGAAACAAAGGGGAGUUCACCAAUCUGCAGGGCGUGGCUGCCUCCUGUCUGGGAAAGGUGCUGAUCGCAGACAGCAACAACCAGUGUGUUCAGAUUUUUUCCAACGAUGGCCUGUUCAAAAGUCGUUUUGGCAUUCGGGGCAGGACCCCGGGUCAGCUGCAGCGGCCCACGGGUGUGGCUGUCCACCCCAAUGGCGACAUCAUCAUUGCUGACUAUGACAACAAAUGGGUCAGCAUCUUUUCAAGUGAAGGCAAGUUUAAGAACAAAAUCGGCUCAGGGAAGCUGAUGGGACCUAAAGGCGUGGCGGUGGACAGGAACGGCCACAUCAUCGUGGUGGACAACAAGGCCUGCUGCAUCUUCAUCUUUCAGGCCAACGGCAAGAUGGUCACCAAGUUUGGUAACCGAGGCAACGGUGACAAACAGUUUGCAGGCCCACACUUUGCUGCCGUUAACAACAACAACGAGAUCAUCGUGACGGAUUUCCACAACCACUCAGUCAAGGUAUUUAACACAGAAGGGGAAUUCUUGCUGAAAUUUGGUUCCAACGGUGAAGGCAAUGGUCAGUUUAACGCCCCCACAGGAGUGGCAGUGGACAUCAAUGGAAACAUCAUAGUCGCAGACUGGGGAAACAGCCGGAUACAGGUGUUUGAUGGCAGCGGUUCUUUCCUCUCCUACAUCAACACGUCAGCGGACCCGCUCUACGGCCCACAGGGACUGGCCCUCACCUGCGACGGCCACGUUGUGGUCGCAGACUCUGGGAACCAUUGCUUUAAAGUCUACCGCUACCUGCAGUAGCGCAAUCUCAAGGCACAACCUGUGAAGUGUGUGUAUUUAUAGACAGGCUCACACAUAGUAGAAAUAGACUGGAACACCGUUCACUCAUCCACCCACCUACUCGUUCACGAAUGGAGCUGCCGUUGUGCCAUCUGUUGGACUUGUUUCCUCAUGUUUGAAUUCCGGAUGUUGAGAAGUGACAGAAUAGAAUUUAGGUACAAAUUAAGCAAGAGGAUCUCAGAUGUCUAUAGCAUGCUGCUGCCGACUGGUGCUUUGAAGAGUCGAUCAUAACUUUGUCCCCAUUCCAUCUACAGUUUAGGGAUUUUAAAAAUGAAGCUUCAACAGUUAACUUGCGGUAGACCUGUGAUAUCUCAACUCAUUGCAGAAAACUAAGGAUCAACACUUGUGCAUUUGUACUGAAAUUACUGGCGUGUUAGGUGAGAGAAAAUUCAAUAAAUGUAACUUAUUUACCUGAAUGAUAGUGGGUGAUAGAAACAUUUACUGCAGUUUAAUGUUAAAAUGUCGUCACGAGUUCUCUCAAUCCGUCUGGUCACUUGGCUGGAAAAAUAUUGCACCUUUUGCAUUGUAGGAUGCCUUGAGCAUGAUGAGGCAUUGCUGGUGAUGUUGUUUUUACAGACUCCACCACGUAUGCAUCACUGAGUUUUCAACAUCAUCAUAGAAAAACAGCAGCACUAUUAUAACAAGAACCCUAGAUGUGAAACCAAAUAUCAUCUGUUGUCAUUUUACAUCAACAAACAGCCCAGUUAUCAUUAGAUUGAUGUUUGAGAACCAAAUAUGUGUUUGUGUGAGUGUUGCUCCUGUGGAUUUUGGAUGUGUGUGAAUCCUGUCAACAAGUUUAUCUUGCAGUCCACUGUGGUCAUGUGCAAACACCAGCUAAAAUGCAGAGAACAAAUGUGACAUUUGAAAUCUAACCACACAAGAAGCAGAGCUGCGGAAGUGGGAACACCAUCACUGCUCUUCAUGUGCUCUUAUGUCUUUUCAAUAGAAACUGUAGAGUUAUUAGCAGGUUGAAGUGUAGUUAAAUUUAUAUCUAUAUUAACACAAAUGCAACUUCUAGUUUGACACAUGAAGAUGUGUCUGUUGUAAAAUAUGCACAUAUUUUCCUCUAGACAGCCUUGUUCGGUGUUUGUCCUCAAGCACACAAUUGUUGGCAUUUCUUGUCCUAAUUUGGUCAUUCAUUUUCUACACAAAUCCUGUAAAUUUAUUUCAUUGUCUUGUUUAUAUUUUUAAUGCCAAAUGAAAUUAAAGUGCCCACAAAAAA
Messenger RNA from Menidia menidia (Atlantic silverside), 4126 nucleotides. The record is from the annotation of a GenBank genome assembly. NCBI's taxonomy places the organism in Eukaryota, Metazoa, Chordata, Actinopteri, Atheriniformes, Atherinopsidae.